This is a messenger RNA of Didymodactylos carnosus, 1269 nucleotides long. The record is from the annotation of a GenBank genome assembly. NCBI's taxonomy places the organism in Eukaryota, Metazoa, Rotifera, Eurotatoria, Philodinida, Philodinidae.
AUGAGCGUCGUCUUAUUGCGUGAACAUACUCUUUACUUUCUAGCCACAAAUGUUCCAACCACAACAAUUUUUUGGUCAUUUGAUAAUAAUACAAACGAUUUGUAUGGAGUGUAUAAUGGUCAAACAAUCAACGGCCCAUCGUAUGUCUCUCCAGGUUAUGUUGGUUACGGCUCAGCAAUCGUUUUAAAUGGAUCAUUAUCCCAAUCCGUUACUGUUUUCACACCUUAUUUAAAUUUUGCUUUUCGGAGUCUUACAAUUGAAGCAUGGAUUUAUCCCCUAGUAUUAAGUGGCGAUAACGAUUUAUUUGGUCAGUGUCAAUGUAAUACAUGCACAGAUAAAUGUCUCUUUUUCAUAUUGAGAAAUAGCUGCCUUUAUAUGGGAUUUUAUUCCGAUAACUUACAAGGAAAUACCGCACUAAGAACGUAUUCAUGGUGGCAUGUAGCAUUUGUUUAUGAUUAUUCGUCAGCACAGCAAACAGUGUAUAUUAAUGGUAUUCAAGAUGGAACAAGAUCAGGUGGACCUUAUCUUGGAACAACUGGAAAUAUAACAAUUGGUACAUCUAAUAUUCAAUCUCCUUAUAACUUUUUUCAAGGUUAUAUUGAUCAAUUUUCAGUAACAAACAGAGCAAAAAGUGCGCUGGAAAUCCUAGACGAUGCAACACUUGUCGCACAUUAUUCCUUUGAUUCGGGGUCAUUAUUAGAUCAAGGUCCGAACGGUAUUAAUGGUACAGGAUUUGGUAUUACGACAGUAACUGGUCGUGUCAAUGAAUCUCUAGCAUUUAGUUUAGCAGGUACUGCUUAUUUUCAAGGAAGUGGCUUCACAGCAUUAGCUGCUGCGAAUCAAUCUUACUCAUUCUCACUAUGGAUAAAUCCAAGUUCAUUCAACAGCACGAUUGUGCAUCUAUCAAGUUUGUCUUGGAGCCUUUCGUUGAUGGUACUGAUGGCAAAUGGUCAACUAGUAGGACAAAGCUGGAAUGGUAGUUUGGUUCGUGUAACUGGUCCCGUUCUGUUAUCAAACAUUUGGACACAUGUUGCUGAAACAUACAGUUCUACAAAUGGUCUCCGAUUAUAUAUCAAUGGAACAAUAUACAAUUCAACGGGUUCAUUUUAUUAUGCGGCAAGUACUCUGCCAAAUUAUGUUACACUGGCAAAUUAUAAUAAUGGAUCGAAUAGUACGACUUUUGGCCCGUUUCAAGGUACACUCGAUGAAUUUUAUAUUUACAGUCGUGAAUUAAAUUCGUCCGAUAUUAGCGUACUUGCUAAUCCAUAA